AUGGCCACACAAACUGUUCAACCGGGCGCCUCAACGGCUCAAGAGACUAGCCUCACCAUCUAUCUGUACUCUGAUGACGAUAUCUACUCGCCCUUAGGCUCGGUGACCUACCAGCAAAGUGACACUGUACUCGACAUCAAGCGUCGAGUGCAGGCUCAACUCCACUACCCGACUGAGAGCCAGUGCCUUGUUCUUCGUAGUAGAGUCCCCAACACUCCCAUCCAACAACUGGGGGACACAGGGAGACCGUCUGAUACAGAUGGUACACCAUCGAUCCGAGUAGACCUUGCCAACGCCACAAAACCAGUAGCGGGGGGAACUUCGUACCAAGAAGAACACAAAACACAGGUGUCUGAUUCUAACAAUAGACUCGUCGCACUCGAUGCGGACCAAACUGCACGAACCAGUGUCGGGCAAUACUACAGUGAAGAGGCUCUUAGACAUGGAAGCACAAAUAUUCCAAUAGCAAGUAAUGGUGUCCAAGGCGCAAGAUUAAGAGGAGAGUCUAAACUCAGGGUUGGUGAUCAAUUUGGUGGUUCUCUUUGGUGA
Molecule: messenger RNA, 549 nt
Organism: Fusarium pseudograminearum CS3096
Lineage: Eukaryota; Fungi; Ascomycota; Sordariomycetes; Hypocreales; Nectriaceae
Exons: 2
Coding region: 1-549 (182 amino acids)
Source: RefSeq, a predicted model, not a curated record